Podarcis lilfordi (Lilford's wall lizard) is the source of this 2595-nucleotide messenger RNA. NCBI's taxonomy places the organism in Eukaryota, Metazoa, Chordata, Lepidosauria, Squamata, Lacertidae. The record is from the annotation of a GenBank genome assembly.
AUGGCGCUGUUGGAAAGUUAUGGAUGCAAAGAGGAGGAAGAACAGAGAGCAAGACCUGAGCUAAAACAGAAGAGCAGGAACGAAUUCUCUGCUUCUCAGGAAGGUGACAUCUGUGAGAUCCCAGCUGAAGAGAACCUUAACAACAGAAAAGAAAGCAGUCAGUGUCCCGUGUGUGGCAAAAUGUUCAAAUGGAAAUCGAGCCUUUAUACCCACUCUAAGCUCCACACAGGGGAGAAGCCAUUCAAGUGUUCCGAGUGUGGAAAGAGCUUCAGUCAGAAGUCAACCCUCACUACUCAUCAAAGAAUCCACACCGGGGUGAAACCAUUUCAAUGUUCCGAAUGUGGAAAGAGCUACAGUAGAAAUUCAAGCCUUACUGCUCAUCAGAGAAUCCACACAGGGGAGAAACCGUAUAUGUGCCCGGAGUGUGGAGAAAGCUUUAGUGAGAAGAGAAAUCUCACUGUUCAUCAAGGAACUCACACAGGGGGGAAGCCAUUUCAGUGCUUGGAUUGUGGAAAGAGCUUCAGUCAGAUAUCAAGUGUAAGCAGACAUCAAAGAAUACACACUGGUGAGAAACCAUAUAUAUGCUCAGAGUGUGGGAAAAGCUUCAAUCAGAAAAGAAAUUUGACUGUUCAUCAAGGAACUCAUACAGGUGAGAAACUAUUUAAAUGCUCAGAGUGUGGAAAGAGCUUUAAUAGGAGAGACCGGCUUAUUUUACAUAAUAAAAUCCACAGAGGGGAGAAACCAUUUAAAUGCUUGGAGUGCGGAAAGAGCUUCAAUCAAAGCUCAAGCUUUACUUCACACCAAAGAAUUCACACCGGGGAAAAACCUUUCAAAUGCUUGGAGUGCGGAAAAAGCUUCCGUUGGCCUAGCGUCUUGACUUUACACCAACGAAUUCACACAGAUAAGAAACCGUAUAGCUGCUUGGAGUGCGGGAAAAGCUUCAGGCAGAAGAGCAAUCUCACAGCGCACGAAGGAAUCCAUACUGGGCAGAAACCAUUUAAAUGUUUGGAGUGCGGAAAGAGCUUCAGUCAAAAGAUUCACCUCACUUGCCAUCAGGGAACGCACACAGGAGAGAAACCAUUUAAAUGCUUGAAAUGUGGAAAGAGCUUUCGUUGGGCUACCUCUCUUACUUUACAUCAUAGAACCCACACAAGGGAGAGACCGUACACAUGCUUGGAGUGCGGAAAGAGCUUCAGUCAAAAAACCCAUCUCACUUAUCAUCAAGGGACUCACACAGGGGAGAAACUAUUUAAAUGCCUGGAAUGUGGAAAGAGCUUUUGCUGGGCUAUUUCUCUUACUUUACACCAACAAAUGCACACAGGGAAGAAAGCGUAUACUUGCCUGAAGUGCGGAAAGAGCUUCAGGAAGAACUCCAACCUUAGAUCACACCAAAUAACUCACACAGCAGAGAAACCAUUCAAAUGCUUGGAGUGUGGAAAAAGCUUCCGCUGGAACAACUCUCUUACAUUACAUCAACGCGUUCACACCGGGGAGAAACCAUAUGAGUGCUUGGAGUGUGGAAGGAGCUUCAAUAGGAAAUCCACCUUUAUAUUACAUCAGAGAAUCCACACGGGGGAGAAGCCCUUUAAAUGCCCAGACUGUGGAAAGAGUUUUAUUCGGAGAGACUCCCUCAUUUCACAUCAACACAUCCACACAGGACAGAAGCCCUUUAAAUGCUUGGAGUGCGGAAAGAGUUUCAAUCACAGCUCAAGCUUCACUUUACACCAAAGAAUUCACACAGGUGAGAGACCACAUAAAUGCUUGGAGUGUGGAAGGAGUUUUAACAGGAGAGGAACACUUAAAUUACAUCAAAGAAUCCACACAGGUGAGAAACCUUUUAAAUGUCUGGAGUGUGGAAAGAGCUAUAUUAGGAAAGACUCCCUUAUUUUACAUCAGAGAAUCCACUCAGGGGAAAAGCCCUUUAGAUGCCUGGAGUGUGGAAAUAGCUUUAUUAGAAAGGACUGCCUUAUUUCACAUCAGCACGUCCACACGGGGGAGAAGGCUUUUAAAUGUUUAGAGUGUGGAAAGAGCUUCAAUCACAGCUCAAGCUUCACCUUACACCAAAGAAGUCACACAGGAGAGAGACCACAUAAAUGCUUGGAAUGUGGAAAGAGCUUUAACAGGAAAGGGAUCCUUAAAUUACACCUGAGAAUCCACACAGGGGAGAAACCCUUUAAAUGCAUAGAGUGCAGGAAAAGCUAUAUUAGGAAAGGGUCCCUUAUUUUACAUCAAGGCAUUCACAAGGAGGAGAAACCAUUUAAAUGUCUGGAGUGUGGAAAGAGCUUUGCUAGGAAAGACUGCUUUAUUUCACAUCAAAAUAUUCACAGAGGUGAGAAGCCAUAUAAAUGUCUGCUGUGUGACAAGAGGUUCAAUCACAGCUCAAGUUUUACAUCACACCAACGAACUCACACAGAAGAGAGACCACAUAAAUGCUCGGAGUGCGGAAAGAGCUUUAACAGGAAAGGGAUCCUUAAAUUACAUCAGAGAAUCCACACAGGGGAGAAACCUUUUAAAUGCUUGGAGUGUGGAAAGAGCUAUAUUAGGGAAAGCUCCCUUAUUUCACAUCAGAGAAUCCACACAGAGGAGAAACUUUGA